This is a messenger RNA of Drosophila novamexicana, 509 nucleotides long. RefSeq lists its product as uncharacterized. Lineage: Eukaryota; Metazoa; Arthropoda; Insecta; Diptera; Drosophilidae. The record is from RefSeq and is a predicted model, not a curated record. The transcript has 2 exons. The coding region runs from base 11 to 448 and encodes 145 amino acids.
UGGUUUCAAAAUGUGGAAAAUUGUAUUCCUGAGUUUUCUCAGUCUCUACGUACAGCUGGCGACCUCUGUCAAAGAUCCACAUUUGUGCAUCAAAAAUGUGGAAGUUUCUUACACUGUAACGGAACGUGCUUCCCUGGAGAGCUAUGGCGAGUUUGCAAAUCUAUUAAAGAUGCUAAAUGUGCCAGGCGAAAUGCGCACCAUUCAAAAAACCAAAUUGGAAGCACGUGAGGAAUGCUGUGAAGGCUACGAACGCUCGACUAAAGCUGAUGAGGGCUGCCAACCUGUGCCAACUGUGCUCCAGGAUGAGCCGAGCUCAACUGUGUCUGUUAUCGAUAACAAUCCGAUUGUGCCUCUGGCCAUAUCGAAUAGUUCUAAACUCAGCUACCGCUGUUGCAAAAUUGAGCUAAUCCUUAUAUGUGCAAUUGUACAUAUCUUCACGCGUUUGUAAAGAGAUAUGUCGCAUAUAUAAAUAUAAAUAUUGUUAUCAUCUAAAUGUGCAUGAAUACAAU